Messenger RNA from Epinephelus lanceolatus (giant grouper), 10120 nucleotides. RefSeq names its product histone deacetylase 5 (gene hdac5). Gene Ontology annotation, biological process: negative regulation of transcription by RNA polymerase II. Lineage: Eukaryota; Metazoa; Chordata; Actinopteri; Perciformes; Serranidae. The record is from RefSeq and is a predicted model, not a curated record. Gene Ontology annotation, molecular function: histone deacetylase activity.
UUCCCUCCGUCUGCAUGUGAAGAAGAAAAUAAGCUGUUGUUGACUUUCUCUUCAUCCGUUUAACUUCCUUUCCACCCAGUGAUCUACUUUCAGCCUCCCUCUCUGUCCUCACCCUCCUCCCUCUUCCUCAGUGUUCAUUCAGCAACUCAAAGAGCGUCACACACACACACACACGCACACACACACACACACACACACUCGGCAGUGACUCUCAGACAGUGAAUAUUAGCCGUCUGACCAGCAGCUGUUUCUGGUCGCUGUGCAGAGCUCCACUCUGCAGCAGCCUGCCGCUCUUUGCUGUGUGUUUUCAGGGAUCAGAGGACAGCGUGUGAUCUGUGGAUGUUCAUUUCUCUGGGAGGACUUUAACUCGCCACCGCUCGUCUUCCUCAUUUCCUCUUUUUUUUUUUUUUUUGUUCAUGAUUAUAGCGCUCUGUCCCUCUCCCUCUUUUCCUUCCAUUUCCCUCUCUCUGUCAUUCUCUCAGCGCUUCAUUCUAAUUUUGGAAGCAUGGAACCUCGGGGAGCACUCUCCCAAAGCUAUUUACGUCCUCGCCUCUCCUCCUCUUCUUCCUCCUCCUCCUCCUCCUCCUCCUCCUCUCCUCUCCCUCUCCAGGAGGAGAACAGCAUGAGGAUCCUUUGAUGCAAGCGAGCAGGGGAAUUCUGCUUCUCCUCUCCUCUGUAUUUGUGUUGUGUUGUUAGCUGCGGGUGGUGGUGGUGGAGAGGCUGCAGCGAGCGAGCGCUCCUCAGCAUAUGGAAAUGCACAGGCUGAUCACGGCGAUGUGAUUUCAUCAAUUACCUCCUGGUCUCCGUCUUCGCUCGUCCAGUUUGUUUGUGAAAGAGUCAGAGAGGUGUUCAGUGCACCAGAGGAAACUUUUUUCUUCCGUCUGCAGCAGAGCGCUCUGCGUGGAUCAGGACUCCAGGUGAUGGAGGCGACCGACCACAGAGUCACAUUUCAGGUCACUGCAAAGUCUGGAUUUCCUAAAUUUGACUCCUAAAGCUGCACGUCUUUUUUGAGUUUGAUUCCUGAAGCCGAGCAGAGGGGGAGAUUUGUGCAAGCUGCGUCUGAGCCGUCUGAACAUUAGAGGAGAAGAUUUUGUCCCAAGUGUCAGUGACUGGUCAUCGCAGCACAAACGGAGCAGCCAAACAGCAGACGCUCCGGGAAAAGGUAGAAGGUCCCUGCAAGAAUCUGCAGCUGAAACAGGACAUCUCUGCUGGAUUACACAAUAAAAGCACAGAGGAGUUUUCUGCAUUUUCUCUUUGAUGGAAUUUAUGAUCAUUUUUUAAUCAGUUUAAAGAACAGAAGCACAGAAAAGCUUUUAAAGUUGAAGAGCAUCUUUCAGUGUCUGCCCCCCCCACACCUGUCCCCGGCAACUUGAAUCCUAAACUGAGCCAUGCUGACAUCGGGGGAGAAGAAUUGACUGGUGUCUGUUUGUGACAAAAGAGAGCGCUGCCUCUUGUCUUGGCAUGCUGUUACAUCCCACAGUGUCAGGAUUGUGCGCCAUGUUGCAGACCAUCUAUGAGACUGAGUCCUGUUUCUCCUCCACCAGCACAGACAGCCACCACCAGCCUCUGGAGCUCCUGAGCGGCAACAGGGGCUCCAGCACCGCCAUGCCCACCGCCGUGGAGGUGAAGAGCAGCCUCCCGUCGGGGAUGCAGAGUCCCGUAGGAACAGCCAGCGAGCAGCGAGGAGGAGGCGGGGAAGGAGGUGGGGGUCCAGGUGAAGGCCCAGGAGGAGGAGGUGGAGGAGGAGGCCCAGUAGAUCUGCGGACUGAGCCCAGGGUGGGCUCUCUGUCUGCGGGGGUGGCGGCGGUGGACACAGCCAUGAGGGAGCAGCAGCUCCAGCAGGAGCUCGUUCUGCUCAAACAGCAGCAGGAGCUCCAGAAACAGCUGCUGUUCGCCGAGUUCCAGAAGAAACACGAAGUGCUGACAAGACAGCACGAAGUCCAGCUGCAGGAGCACCUGAAGGUAGGCCGACAGGUGUCCGCUCACCGUACCUGGCUUCAGCUUCCUGCUCUGGUGGUCAGCUCGGUAACAUGUGUGUGUUUGAAGCAACAACAGGAGCUGCUGGCGGCGAAGAGGCAGCAGGAGCUGGAGCAGAAGAGGAAACUGGAGCAACAGAGACAUGAAGAGCAGGAGAAGCAUCGACUGGAGCAACAGCUGCUGCUGCUGAGGAACAAGGAGAAAGGCAAAGAGAGUGCCAUCGCCAGUACGGAGGUGAAACUGAAGCUGCAGGAGUUCCUUCUCAAUAAGAAAGAGCCCGGCAUCGGUGGACUGAACCAUUCCUUCUCCCCAAAGUGCUGGGGUGCCCAGCACACCUCCCUGGAGCAGGGCUCUCCUCCGCAGAGUAACACCCCAGGAACUCCUCCCUCCUACAAACUGCCCCCACUGCUGGGGAACUACGAGGGCAAAGACGACUUCCCGCUCCGCAAGACAGUCUCAGAGCCCAACCUGAAGGUGCGAUCACGGUUGAAGCAAAAGGUGGCGGAGAGGCGGAGCUCCCCACUCCUCCGCAGGAAGGACGGGACCGUCAUCAGCACCUUUAAGAAGAGAGCCAUAGAGAUAUCAGUCUCGUCUCUGUGUAACAGCGCUCCAGGUUCAGGUCCCAGCAGUCCCAACAGCUCCAACACGGCUAUCGCCAACGGCAACACGGGGUCGGUCCCCAACAUACAGACUGAGCUGAGGUCUCUGCACCAGACGCUGGGGGCUGAUGGGACAUUGAGUCCUCUGAAUCUCUACACCUCGCCCUCGCUGCCCAACAUCUCCCUGGGCCUCCCAGCCAACACACACAUCACGCCCCCUCAAAAGCUGUCCACCCAGCAGGAGGCCGAGCGUCAAGCUAUCCAAUCACUGCGAGGGGGCGGAGCUCUAACAGGGAAGUUCCUCUCCACGUCCUCCCUACCUGCAGGGGUGGGGCAUGAGGUGGAGACUCCGCCCCCCAGCUCUCACUCCGCCCAUUCCUCAUUAUUACAACAUGUUCUACUGCUGGAGCAGGCCCGACAGCAGACAGCCAUGCUCGCUGUCCCCAUGUACAGCCAGUCGCCGCUGGUUACGGCAGAGAGAGGCGUGUCCGGCGGCAUGCGGGCGGUCAACAAGUUGCCUCGCCAUCGGCCGCUGGCUCGGACCCAGAGUGCACCUCUGCCGCAGUCGCCACAGGCGCUGCAGCAGCUGGUGGUGCAGCAGCAGCACCAGCACUUCCUGGAGAAACACUACAAGAUGCUGUCGAAGGGGGCGGAGCUUCCCAGGCCGCCGCCCACCCACCCAGAGGAGACAGAGGAGGAGCUGACAGAGACCAAUGACAUGCAGGAGGACGAUGAGGGGGCGGGGCUCCACAGGCUCCAGAAGGAGGGAUCAGACGACAGCACGCCGUCCUCCGAGCAGCUCGCCGUGCACCUGAAGGGCGAGGAGGAGCACGGGAACAUGCACGUGAAAGGGGAGAGCACGGAGAGCGAGCUGGACGAAGAGGAGGAGGAGGAUGACGUGGUCCAGCUGAGGGAGGGGGAUGAAGAGGAGAGUGGGAGCUACUCACAGGCCUUGCAGCAGCUGGGUGUGUUCCAGUCCUCGCUGCCCCACAGACCUCUGGGACGAGCUCAGUCCUCCCCCGCCACGGCUACCGUCAAUCCCAUCAAACACCUCUUCACCACCGGGCUCGUCUACGACAGUCUGAUGUUGAAGCAUCAGUGUGUUUGUGGCAACGCUCACAUCCACCCGGAGCAUGCUGGGAGAGUGCAGAGCAUCUGGUCCAGACUGCAGGAGACGGGCCUACUGGGCCGCUGCGAGAGGAUUCGGGGGCGUAAGGCGUCUCUGGAUGAGAUCCAGUCGGUCCAUUCAGAGUUCCACACUCUGCUGUACGGAACCAGUCCGCUCAACAGACACAAGCUGGACCACAAGAAGCUGCUGGGUCCAAUCAGCCAGAAGAUGUACGCUGUUCUUCCCUGUGGAGGAAUCGGGGUGGACAGUGACACCGUGUGGAAUGAGAUGCACUCAUCAGCGGCGGUCCGCAUGGCAGUCGGCUCCGUCAUCGAGCUGGCCUUCAGAGUGGCUGCAGGCGAGCUGAAGAACGGCUUCGCUGUGGUUCGUCCACCAGGUCACCACGCUGAGGAGUCCACCGCCAUGGGGUUCUGUUUCUUUAAUUCAGUCGCCAUCACUGCCAAACUGCUGCAACAGAAACUGGGAGUGGGCAAGAUCCUCAUUGUGGACUGGGACAUUCACCAUGGCAACGGCACCCAGCAGGCCUUCUACAGCGACCCAAACGUCCUCUACAUCUCCCUCCAUCGCUAUGACGACGGGAACUUCUUCCCUGGCAGCGGAGCUCCUGAGGAGGUGGGCUCAGGUGCAGGUGUUGGUUUCAAUGUGAACAUCGCGUGGACUGGAGGAGUGGAGCCACCUAUGGGUGAUGUGGAGUACCUCACUGCCUUCAGGACCAUAGUGAUGCCUGUCGCCCAGCAGUUCAGUCCAGACGUGGUCCUGGUGUCUGCGGGCUUCGACGCCGUGGAGGGUCAUCAGUCUCCUCUGGGAGGAUACAACGUCUCCGCCAAGUGUUUCAGUCAGCUGACGCAGCUGCUGAUGGGUCUGGCGGGCGGGCGCGUUGUCAUGGCGCUGGAGGGAGGUCAUGACCUCACAGCCAUCUGUGACGCAUCAGAGGCCUGCGUCUCUGCGCUCCUGGGAGACCCGUGUGACGCUGUGUUUCAGAGGCCGCAGGAGAAGCCGUGUCCCAAAGCUCGGGCCUCGUUAGAGAGAGUCAUCGAGAUCCAGAGUAAACACUGGUCCUGUCUCCAGACUUUGUCCCAGACGAGCGGACAGUCACUGUUGGACGACCCCAUCAGCGCUCAGGGCCAAUCAGAGAAGGAGGAGGCGGAGACAGUCAGCGCCAUGGCGUCCCUCAGUGUUGAUGUCGAGCCGCCGGGCGCGGAUCCUGACGACACAGAAACCAGCAGGUCCACGGAGGAGCCGAUGGAGGAGGAGCCUGUGUUGUAGGAGGAGCUUUAACCAGAACCACACAAGAACUCCACAUUCACCUUCUGCUGGCACCUCCUCUUCCUUGUCCUUUUCCUCUUCCUCCACAAACACAGAGUGGAGGUGUGCCGCUGUGGAGGACUCUGAUUGGCUGAGGAGGACAUUAUGGAGGCAGGAGGAGGUGGGGACUGUGACAAACAGAGACGCAUCUCUUUUCUACUCGACCCGAGGAGGAGCGGACGACUUGUUGGCAUCUCCAUGGAAACCAGAGGAGGAAGGGUCAUACGUCAGCACCUGUACACAGCUUCAUCACACACCUGUCUGUCCCGACUCCUCUGUUUCCACAGCGGGACGAUGACCUGUCAAAAUGCCAGACGCCAAGUGGACGACUUGUCCUCUUGUCUGUCUGUGCGUCCGUCUGUCAGAGACAGGCCGAGCGAGGAGUUUGACAAUGAACAGAGGAGGAGGAGGAGGAACUAGGUGCCUUUUUUUAACGAAAAACAAAACCGUCCGAUCCACAAAACGCCACCGCCACAGCACCUCAGCAACCAACCAGCCAAUCAGGACUGAAGAAACACACUGAUGUGCACACACACACACACACACACACACACACACACACACUGCUGUCGGUCAGUUCAUCUUUGAGUCUUUGUUUCUUCGUCUGGAUGCCUUAAUUUGUUCUCAUGUCACUCGUCAGCGCCCCGACAGAGACGGCGAGGGGAGAACUGCCAUGUAACCACACAUCCAUCAAAGCUCCUCCCAUCAGACUUUAAAGCCAUCAGAACACGCCGGGACGUCCCGCAAAGUCUCCGCUGAAUAUGAACGUCACUUUAAUAAUGAUAUUCAGCCAGACUCUGUGGGCGCUGGCGCGAGUGUCUCAGGAUCAGGCCCGUCUCAGCAUCUUCAUCACGUCAACCAACCCUCCGUCACUCCUCUCCCUCACUCACUCAGUCAUGUGACCUGAGCCCCGCCCCUUCCUGUAAAGGGGAUUGUGGGAUUGUGGCACGUUUUUGAAACACCACAGCGACCACCACGCCCCUCCUUCCUUUCUUUCUUUGUUUUUUUAUUUGGUGUAAAUACUGUUUCCUGUCGUGUCCACGGCGCCGUCACAGCAGACUCACUUUUCUAUCUCUGUACAUACGUCUAUGUAAAAAACACAAAAUCUCUUUUUGUAUAAAAAAGAAAAAAUCAUAUUCUAUAUAUAAAUAUAAAUAUAUAUAUAUGUAAACAUUGUUUUAUCCAAUCAGAUUGGAGUUCUGAAUAUAUUCUAUUUGGAGAUUUGAUGUUUUAAAGGUUUGAGCUGUUUGACAGGAAGUAAGCACACGGUCUGAGGUCGUCGGACCGCCACCUGUUUGUUUGUUUGUUUGUUUGUUUGUUAACAGAUGUUGAGGGUGGCUGGAUGAUGUCAUCGUAGUGGUGGUUGUUGUUGUUGGAGGUGAGCGGCGAGCUCCAGUUCCUCUGGCAGGACCAGUGCUGCCCUCCGCAGGCAAACAGCAGCGACUACAGAAAGGCAGGUUAUCCAAGGUCAAAGGUCACGACUCGGUAAAUAGGCUGGUCCAGUGAUGAUGCGUUUUUGUAGUCCAACAGCCUCGACCGCUGAACUACACGAAGCUGUUACAGAGACGGAGUUAAAAAUACAAACCCACCAGAUGGACGUCUCUCGGUUCAGGAGAAACGGGGUGACUCAGAGGAAGUUUGCCUUCCAUCCUGUGAAUUCAUUUCUUCAUCGUUCUUGCUGAAACAAACUUUUGAUCCACUUGUCGUUCACGGUUCACUGUUCCUGGAUCAGAGCUAACGAACCGCUCUGCGUACAUUUUGAUAGUGUGUUUUUUUUCCAGGAUUCAGGUGCAAAUGACAAAAACUCAGAUAUUCUCUAUGAUUAGUAAAUCACAAAUUUUCAAUAGAAUCAGAAAUACUCUAAAAUUAACGUCACAAAUUGAUGAUAAAAUUCCUUGAAAAUUAUCUAAGAUUAUUAGAUCACAAAUUUACAAAAUACGUCAGAAAUUCUCUCAGAUUAAAGUUGCAAAUUUAAAAAAAAACCCACAAAAGUCAGAAAUUUACAGAAAAAUCAGAAAUUCUCUAAAAUGUACGUCAAAUUUUUACGAUAAAAAAAAUACUGAAUAUUUUGUAAGAUUAUUACGUUGCAAAUCUUAAAAAAAAAAAAAAUAGAAUUUCUCAAAAAUGAAAGUCACCAAUUUACCAUAAAAAAACCCUAGUGUGCUAAUAGUAAUGAAAUCACGUCUGACCUGAAUGUAAAAGUUUGUUCAAGCUUCUGACGAGUCGACCAAAACUCCAAACCAACGACUGUAUGUAAAGAUGGCCGACACGUCUCCACUUCCUCCUACUGUGCAAACACUGAGGCCAAAGUAUCGCAGAUACGGCUGCGGCCAUCUUGUAUCAAAUUCCCGCCCAUACAGCCGCACAACCAACGGCUGUUUGUCCCCUUAAAGCACAGCUUUAGAGACGUGACGUGUUCUCCAGCGUCACUUUUCACAAAGAAUUCCCAGUCAAGGCCGUUAGCGACUGUUCUCUGUUGGAAGCCUCAGAACUGGACCACUCUAUUGCUCACAUCUACAGAAACUCAGCAGAGCGACAUCAGUCAGCGAACUCUGCCGACACACUCUUCAAACCUCACAAACGUCCGUCUCCCAGGAGCCUGUAGCUGCCGCUGCUACCUCUGGGUCUCAUCUGUUCAAAGCAAUACAACACUGACAGGACAGCAGUGACUGGACCGACAGCGUCCAGCCUUCAGCAGGCAGCGUCACAGCACCACAUCAUCAUGGAGCUUUUAAAGGUGCGGGUGAGCGCUCUGUGUGUGUGUGUGUGUGUGUGUGUGUGUUACCUGUCAGGUGGAUGGACAGAGGAUUGAUUGAUUGAUUGAUUUAUUGAGCUCAGUGUCGUCUUUUUGUACUGAUGUAAACACUAAGGCCAUUUUGUCCAUCAUACCAGCAGUCAGUGAACGCAGUGCCUCAGGCUGGGGGGGGCGGGGAGGGGGCGGGGUUACGGCGAUGACACAAAAAUUUACAUGGGAGGAACAAAACAAACAGCUGGAGUGGGACGAACAAGCAGCAACUACCAGGAUUUUAUCAGCUGUGUUUAAAUGUACGGAACAUCAACUGAGUUAAUAUUAAAUAAAUAAAUACAUGAAUAAAUUCUUUUUUUUUAAAUUUCCAGAAAUAAAUUAUGUUUUUCAAAAGAAACCUUUUUUAUUUAUUACGGAGGACUUUUACCUCCUGAUGUCACAUUUAUCUCUCAGCUCUUUUAAUAACAGGUUGUGAUUCAGUUCAGUUCUGGUGCUGUUGUUUUGGUUUGAUUUUAUUGUUCAGACCGAAGUAAAUAUUUAUUUAAAUAAAUCAGAUGGAAAUAAAUGUGGAAUUAGGAAAUAAAAGUCCCUUAAAAUAAGUAAUAGUCUUUUGGCAAAUGAUAUCCUAUGUAUGUAUUUAUUUAUUUAUUUAUUGAAUUACAUUGACUCAUUUAUAUAUUUUUUGCUUCAUUAUUUAUUUAUUUCACAGCCAUGUUCAUUUAUUUAAUAGGAAUAAUUGUGCAUUUAUUUAUUUAAUUUUUACUUAAAUUGAAUUCCAUAUUAAACAGGCACCAACGAAUUCAAUUAAAAUGAACUAAAAUUAAAUUGUCGGUUGAAUAAUUUGGUCUUUUUUCUCUCACUGCGGCAGCAGCUAGUGGCCAUUAGAGGAACUGCAGUGUAAAAUAUACAGCUGUUAUCAUAACUCUGGUUUAUCACAACUUGGGCCCUAUUUUUCCAAAAGUCAAAAUUAGUUUUUUUAAGACAGAUGGAAUCAUUUUCAAAAUUCACAUGUUUUUAUCCAAUAAAAUAUUCUUCUUUCAUUCAUAUUUAUUGGCAUUCAGCAUUAAUAAUAAUAAUAAUUAAAAAAAACAUUUUCCCUGCAGUCAGAAAACUGUUCAUCAAAAAAAACUUUAUGGUUAGACAGGAAGUGGUGAGCAGAAGGGUUUUCAGUUGGUUGCAAUCUUCAACUUCACCACUAGAUGCCACUCUUCAAAAAGUCAUUGUUGUUGCCAAGACAAUUAAUGUUAAAAAAUGAUUUAAUUGGUUAAAUCAUUUUAUUUAAAUUGAGGAUUUUGUCUGAAUAUUUUUAUUUCUUUUUUUUUGUUUGUGGGGGGUGAUGACGUCUUGAAAUACGACAGACGUUCAAAGCUUCCUUUGAAAACCUUUACAAAAGCUUGUGUCCGGCCGUAGUUGCUGCUUGUUCAGUUUGGUUGGGGUUUUUUUUCGGAGACAAACUGGAGUUCAGCACGUAGAGGAGCGUCUGCACCAGCACAGUGAAAACUCUGAAACAUGAACAGUGCUGACAGUCUGAUGAUGAUGUUGAUGAUGAAUGUCCUCCUCAGUCCAGAGGCUGCGCAGCAUCACUGUUGCUUCCACCCACGCACACACUGAGGUGAAGCGCACACUUUGACACACACACACAGACUAUUUUGCUACAUGAGUUAAUACUGUAUAUUUCUUGAUAUGUUUGAUACUGUGGUGUAAAUGUAGUGUCCUGCUAUGACGCGGUGUCGGGGGUGGGGUGUGGGGGGGUAUUUUUGGACUCUUGGUGCGACAGAGGAGGUUCACUGUCACCUUCUCUCUCCGUCUCUUUUACCUCCGUCUCUUUUCGAGGGGGGACCUUCCUUCUCUCACCUUUCUCUCAUCCAGCUCGUGACUGAAAACUCGGAAAACGCCGUUUUGGUUGGAACUGAUCACAAGCACAUUCCUGACUCUUCUCUGUCCGUGCUGUCGUUUUCUCCAGAUUCUUUCCUGUUGCGACGAAACAACAUGUGUCUAGAUCUUGCAGACUCACAUGUAUAUAAAGUGCAUAUAUGUGUACACAUGUGCAAUACACGCUAUUCGAGCAAUCUAUUACUGUGACUAUUAUUGAUGAUGAUACUUCAGCCUGUUUUUUCUUCUCGUCCUGAUUUCCUGUUGAUGAAUUGUGUUGCAGGAGCUUAAAAAGGGAAGAAGGUGACUCUUGUGAUUCUUCACACUCAAUUUAAUUUCAGGGGUUUGUGGACAUUUUAAUGAAGCCCUUUUUUUUUAUUACUCUCACUGUAAUGUUGUGACGUUGAUCCUGAUUAUCUGUUUCUUUGUUUUUUUUUUUAAGUGGGCCUGUUGUUAAACUUGUCUGGAAACUCAAUAAAGCAAUUCACUGAC